UCCAUCUUUCUGUCUGUAGAUGCUGCCGUUGAAGGUGAAUUGUACAUUCAGCGUGCAUCUCAGCAACAAUUCCUUCAGAUAUGAUAUUUGUACUCCGACGCUUAUAUUGGAUAUCUCCAUAUCAUUUCACAGAAAGCAAAUUUUUUCUGUUAGUGGCACGUUGGUAAAAAUAGAUUCAACAUCUAGUGAUAACAUUCGUUUAUCCUUUACAUUCAAAUCUUUUAUGCAUUCAAUGAACUCAAAAGUAUCACGAAGGGAGUAUUUGCAUAAGUGUUGUCUUACUGGCUCCAACAUUUCGGAAAACCAUUGUAUCCAGGUAAAAUUAUGUAUUUAAAUGCGAUUGUACA
Messenger RNA from Trichobilharzia regenti, 347 nucleotides. The record is from the annotation of a GenBank genome assembly. Lineage: Eukaryota; Metazoa; Platyhelminthes; Trematoda; Strigeidida; Schistosomatidae.